Messenger RNA from Cheilinus undulatus (humphead wrasse), 10858 nucleotides. RefSeq names its product lysine (K)-specific methyltransferase 2Ba (gene kmt2ba). The transcript has 36 exons. The coding region runs from base 65 to 9274 and encodes 3069 amino acids. The record is from RefSeq and is a predicted model, not a curated record. Gene Ontology annotation, molecular function: zinc ion binding; DNA binding; protein binding. Gene Ontology annotation, cellular component: nucleus; histone methyltransferase complex. NCBI's taxonomy places the organism in Eukaryota, Metazoa, Chordata, Actinopteri, Labriformes, Labridae. Gene Ontology annotation, biological process: positive regulation of DNA-templated transcription.
CUUGCUCCUCACAUCGCUGCUGUCACCCUCCGCCAGCGCGCCCUCCGUGUUGUUGUAGUAAAUAAUGGCGGCAUCGGGAGGGGGAUUAUCACCUCCCGCUACCGUCGCGGGCCUAAGCACUCACGCUCCGGCCAAGUUUCGAUUCCCGGGUCGGCCGUGCACGGCUCGAAGUAGGCUGAGGUUGGAGAAACGUAGCAGACGCGGAAGACUUGGUUCUAAAGAUGGGGAGCUGGCUGCUGGAGGGCCGAGGCCCGUUAACAUCGGUCUCGCGUUGAGCGAGGAUCCGUCCCUGCUGCGCCUGCUCGGGGUGGCGGAGAAGCACAGUCGGCAAAGAGAUGCGGGCUUUGACUCCAGCAACAGUGAGGAGGAGGAGGAUUUCACUGGAUUUGGGACCCCGACAACUCGUCCACAGAAAACUUCUAUCACUGUUCCCAAGUCUUUUCUUCUGGGAGCCUCUGAUUCUUCUCAUGGAGCAAAACCUAUCAUUGGAAAAAUUAUGCCCAGGAGCCCGAAACCAGCUCUCAUUGGAAAAAUUGUACCAAGGGUCCAAAGAGAGGGUCAGGGUGUCAAAGACAGCCAAGUAAAAGACAAUGAAAUACCAAAGGCAGUGAUUAAACUGCGAGGUAAGCAGACAGCUCUCACUGCGAAUGAGCAGGACUUUGGAAGACUUAGCAGUACAAAGUCAGCAGACUCGGGCAGCUCACAAAGCCAGACUGCCCCUACCUCAGCAGACGAGCUGAUGAGCGUUCAGACUUCGGUGAUAAGUGCAGAUGAAGCUUCCAAGGUCAAAGAACGAGGCCAAGUGUCAGAGGACUCAGACACAGACCAAUCGCAGCCACAGAGAGCAGUGAAACGGAGGAGGGGCUUUCUGUUUGGGCAUGGCAGACGAACAUCUCAAGCAGUCGCUCUGUCCCUUCCCAAACGGCAGCGAAAGAGGACAGCUAAGGGAAUGGGUGCCUCACCUGAGGCCGGAGCUGAGGCCGGUGCACAGAGUGGAGAGGAAGCAGCGAUGCCUCUUGAGUGUAAAGCUGCUAAUCCCCCAUUGAAGAGAAACCACAAAAAACCACGACGGACACUUUUUGGAAUGAGGCGGAAGCCGUUACAAGGCGGGCCACUCGUUAAACGUCCAAAAUUAGGCAGAACUCGCGUUAGGCGUGUUUUUUACACUUAUGUUACAGAGCCAAUUCCUGGCACACAGACACAAGAUGGGCAGCAACAAGAUCAGAAUACAACUCUAUCACAAGGUGAGACAAGCUUAUCUUCUGAUCAAAUUCAGCAGAACAACUCCUCCACUACUGUGACGAGUGGACGGUCCUCACGGGUCAUCAAAACCCCAAAGAGGUUUUUAGAUGAAGACAUUAUUCAGUUUCCAAGAGGUUCUCGGACAGCAUGGCUGAAGAGUCAACAGAGAGAAGAUGGAAAACCUUUGUGUCAGGAGUCCAUCUUGGAGGGCAGCUCGUUGUGGUCAGACAGUGACUCAGAAUCUGAGGUCCAGAGUCCAACAGCUGUGACAAAGCUGAGCCCAGGCACAAGCCACCUUGAGAUCUACAAGAACCUGAAGAAACUCACCUUGAAAGUGGCGGAGAAAAAGAAGAGCCAGCAUGUCCCUGAGGAGGAUGACGCACAAUCUGGUGACAGUUUGACCUCUAAAACCAGGAAGAGGAGGAGGUCACAAGUUAUGAUGGAGGAGAUGGACUCUCCCGGGGUUGUGAGGAGGCUCGCCAUUGUCGUCAAUCCAGAUGUGAAAGUGCCCUCACAAAUGCCAUCAGAAGAAAAUGGUGACAAUCAUGGUGCAGUCGAAGCCAGAACCAUAACCAGAGAUGGUCAUGAGACUUCAGAAGUUAGCGGGCCCAGUCAUAGGAUUGGUCUCAGUGGAGCCAAUAAGACCAUGCUCCACCUGCUGAAGAAAGCCAAAGUUCAACUUAUCAAGAUCGACCAGCAGAAGCAGCUCAAAUUGUCACAGUUGGGCUCCAAAGAGGUGCCAGUGCCAGUGACUGGGAGGAGGAGGAGGAGGAGACGAGUCGGUAUAUCUCCCAAAGAUUUUGGUCCUCAGGAGCAGCCACUGGGCGGUCCAAGGAUCAAACAUGUCUGUCGGGCAGCAGCUGUGGCUUUGGGGCAGCCCCGAGCGCUGGUGCCUGAUGAUAUUCCCAGACUCAGCGCCCUGCCGCUCCACGAGAGAGAGGGCAUCACCUUUUCUCCAGUAACAGAAGAUGUGGCCGAUGAUGACGACGACAUCACUGAUCAGGGCAGGACUCAGUGGGUUGUCUCUCAGGAAAGUAUCCAGCGGAGGAGGGGGAGAGGGAGAGGGAGGGGAUUCGGCAGCCGAUUCAAGAGAAGGAAGGCCCUGAGUCAGUAUGGUCCUGGCGGCGUGCGCUCACGGCGCUGUGGAGUCUGCGAAGGCUGUUUGGUUGUCGAGGACUGUGCAAAAUGCAUGAACUGUCUCGAUAAGCCCAAGUUUGGGGGGCCCAACACCAAGAGACAAUGCUGCAUAUACAAGAAGUGUGACCGGAUUGAGAAAGCGAAAAUGGCGCGUUUCAUGAAACCCCUGAAACUCCAGGCAAGGCGGCCAUCAGGCUCUGUGUCAGGCAGUGAGGAUGGAAACUGGACCUCUGGAGGGUCGCCAUCCGUGGCUAUCGGUGUCCAGAAACAUUCCCUACGUAACAUCAAACCCCGCUCCUACAGAAGCCUGCUGAAGUCUGAAUCUGAAGAAGAGGAGGAGGAGGAGGAACAGAAAAAGGCAGAAAAAAUCACUGUCAAGCAAGAUGCAGGUGCUGCUAGCAACCAAGAUCUUGAUCCUGAAGAUGGUGGAUCACAGCUGGACAACUUUCCAUCUGAAGCGAAGCAACGGCGUCCUUUCCCAAGAGGAGCUGUGGGCAGACCCAGAGCUUUCAAGGAUCAGGCGUACACAGGAGAGACGGAGCCCAGAGACCCCGACCUGUCCAGGAGCCCAAUGCCGAAGCUGCAGCGGCAGCUACAAAUACACUUACACCGCCUGCCUGAUUCUGUGCUGCAGUCUGCUCUGUCUCGACAGUGUUUGGAUGAGUGUGCCACAAAGUCCCAUCCACUAAUGUCCAAGCUUUUAAAACAACCUGCUGUUUCAAAAUCAUCACAUCCCACAACACAGUCUCCCACAGAAUUAUCCCCACCUGUCCUGCAUCCCACCUCUCCACUUUCACCAACAGACUCUGCUCAGAAAUCUCUGCUGUUACGUUUGCAACGUUUGCCUCAGUCUGUGAUGCAGUCAAUGUCCCCUUCAUACAGAAUUAAGCCAUCAUCAUCUCCACAGAAACACCAGUCUGUACAGAACUUGUGUUUGGAGGGAUGCCCAGAGGUGCAGAAAAAGAGAACUAAAACAGUCCUCCAUAGUGUGAAUGUGCCGCUUCAUGCUCCACACUCAGAGUUGCAGGAGAGAAGACGAGAGGACCUGGAGGACACACGAGAGGACAGGCCUGAAGAGGAGAGGGACGAAGAUUCUGUAAAAGAGAGAGUGCUGCAAACAACUUACCCACCCUAUGUCCUUCGUUCCCAGAGUCCUGCAGAGUGUGUGUCAACGAACAGCCCGACAGGGUUUACUAAUGGGCUUCCCCAAAAGGGCCUGUCACAGAACACGUACAAGAUCCGCGUGGACUUCAAGGAGGACUGUGCUGUGCAGAAUGUUUGGCUGAUGGGCGGCCUCAGCGUCCUCACAUCUGUUCCUACCACACCACAACCUGUCUGUCUGCUGUGUGCCAGUAAAGGGCAACAUGAGAUGAUAUUCUGCCAGAUCUGCUGUGAGCCUUUCCACAGUUUCUGCCUCUCACCAGAAGAGCUUCCCAUCAAGGAGAACAAAGAGAACUGGUGCUGCAGGCGCUGCAAAUUCUGUCACGUGUGCGGACGUCGAAGCAAGAGCACAAAGCCUGUGUUGCAAUGCAGGAGAUGCCAAACCUCAUACCACCCUUCCUGCUUGGGACCAACCUACCCUAAACCUAUGAACUGCAGCCUGCCUUGGGUGUGUAUGACGUGUAUUCGAUGUAAAAGCUGCGGUGUGACUCCUGGAAAGUCCUGGGACCUGGCCUGGAACCAUGAGGAGGACCUUUGUCCAGACUGCACUCCUCUGCACAAGAAAGGGAAUUUCUGCACAGUCUGCCACAAAUGCUACAGUGACAACAGCCAACACAACCAGAUGAUCCAGUGUUCACAGUGCAGCCACUGGAUUCAUUACACGUGUGAAAGGCUUUCGGAUGAGAUGCUUGGUUUACUUUCAACCCAAACAGAAGUUCUUUUCAGGUGUUCAUCCUGCAGCCGACCUGAAACCAGCAGCUUGAGAGAGGAGCUGCAGAGCAGGCUGAUAGCCGGGCUGCAGGAGGUGCUCAUUGACCUCCUCUCUGACAGCACUACCCAGCAUCUCCUUAUCUGUAAAGUGUGUCGGGAAAGCAACCUCACAGACUGUGUCAGGGAAGCAGAGCCAGUCUGUGAUUUACAAGCCAUGGAGAGGAAGUUUAAAGGGGGAGGAUACACCUCUAUAAAAGCUUUCCAUGCCGACAUUGCUGCUGUGAUCAGGAGGGGGCUGAAGGAGGAGGAGUCUCUAUUUGAAGAUCAGAGACCAAGCAGUCAUGCCAAGGCACACUACGUCAAACUAAUUGAGCGGGUUUUUAGUUGGUUUCCAUCACAUCAUCUGAAAAAGUGGAACUCGUUCUCAGAGGAAUUCCCAAGUGGCAUGCUCCCUGAAGCUGUCCUCCCUCCCUCUAAAGAGCACAGCUAUGCACAGUGGCUAGAAAGGACCUACCAGCCCAGAGAGUUAAAGGGCCAGCAGUCGGGGAGAACUCCCCUGUCCUCAGUUACACCUCAGCAGAGCCUAAAACGAUUCUCACACGAUGGAAUAAGUGAUCUAAAAACUUCCAAGACUGAAGAUUUCAGGCAGUGUGCCCUGUGCCAACAAUAUGGAGACUCUGCUCCUAGAGACGCAGGACGGCUGUUGUACAUAGGACAGAAUGAAUGGGCCCAUGUGAACUGCUGCAUUUGGUCUGCAGAGGUAUAUGAGGACAACAGUGCUCUUUUGCAAGUUCACAGUGCAGUCUCAAGAGGGCGCCACCUGCGUUGUGAUCGUUGUGGGCAGUCGGGAGCUACAGUGGGUUGCUGUCUUGCCACUUGUCAGAGUAAUUUCCACUUCAUGUGCGCUCGUAACCAGAACUGUGCAUUCCAGCUGGACAGGAAGAUAUUCUGUUACAAACACAGAGAUCUCCUCAGUGCAAAGAGGGUGUCUGGGAAAGGGUUCGAAGUCAAUCGACGGGUGUACGUAGACUUUGAUGGUAUCAAUCUCAGAAGAAAGUUUCUCACAGGCCUCGAGCCAGAAUCUAUAAACAUGACCAUAGGAUCUCUGCAAAUUCAGAAGCUUGGUGUGUUGUCAGAGCUUUCGUCUCAUGGGAGGAUGCUGUAUCCUGUUGGCUAUCAAUGUUCUCGGUUGUACUGGAGCACUAUAGACCCCCGCAGACGAUGUAAAUACACCUGUAAGGUGACUGAAGUAAGCACUCCACUCCCUGGUGAGGAACAGGAUCCCAAAUGGGACCAAGAUGAGAAUCACACCAUAGUCCACAGUCCCAGCCACCACAGAGAUGUGGAGUCUCCAGAUCGUUUAAGUUCCUCAUCCAGCCCAAUUAAGUCCACUAAUUCAUCACCCAACUCUAAACACCAAAAUACACCUGGAUCCAAAAGUCCUGGUUAUACACAAACUAGGAGACCAGCAGGAGGAUCAUCUCGACCACUUCCAUCCCCAGGCUCUGCUCUUCCCAAAUCACAUCACGUCUUGACAUUACGGGAUCUGGAGGACACUCGUCGACCCCGCAGGCUGUCAUCAAGAAGCCGCUGUAGUUCCUCACAGUCAGACAGCGACCCCUCUGUACCAAUGAACCUCCGCACCAGUGGUGGCAUCCACUCUAGAUGUACCUUCUUCAGCUCCCCUCCAAGAUCAUCCAACUUGGGAUCAGCCUCACCUCCACUGUCCAGACCAAACUCCACAUCACCUGUCUGGAGCUCGCCGCCUCGAUCAAAUUCUGGCGUGUCUUUGGGGCUGUCGCCUCGGCAAAGAGCCAUCACUCACUCCCCCAGAGGGAGGCAGAACUUUAAAAUCACCACCCCAGUUUCUGCAGAGGUUCCCCAGGACUUCCUAGCAUCAUCUGAAGCUGAAGAUGCAGCAGUGGCCACAACCAAUGGGAUCUCAUUAGCCCCUGAUAACCUGGAGGAGGAAGUAGCUCAUCUCAUGGCGCAGGAGCUUCCUUACACUGUGUUUGACACGGACACGGAAGUCGCUGUGGCCUCCAUGCUCAAUGCUAAACUUGAGUUUGACGAGGCUCUGCUCAGUGAGACUGUGACACUGGGAGGGGCUGUGAGGGGAGAGGUGGAAGGUGUAGUAGAAGAAGUGCAGGAAGGUAAUAAGGAGGACGACUCAGAAAAUGAGGAGCCAAGCCAUUACCUGAAGUUUUCCCGCACAGUGGUGUGUGAUGUGGCGAGUAGUUCAGAUACCUCAGGUCAACUCCCGCCAGCACAGUCGAUCUCACAGUUAGACGGAGCAGACGGAGGGUCUGAUAGCAGUGAAAGUGACUCGUCUGAUGAUGAAGCUCAGCACAGAGAAGGAGAUGGAGAGAGUAGGGUUCAUACCAAUCAUAAUACUCCAACUAAACAGUUGACGGUUGCUCUAAAGAGGCUGGAGUCCAUCUACACAGCUCCAGAGUCAGUAGAGGAGGAGGGACCAGCUGAGGAAGUUAUAGAAGAAAAUUCUUUACUAGAUGACUUUCUUCAACCAAGCUUUGUCGAUGAUGAAAUGUCAGUUCAGAGUGAAGAGGUCCUUAUUAGCUCGGAAACACCACCCUCUCCAAAUGAAGUGGUGUUGGAUUCAGCUACAGGCCAUUUUGUUUCAGCUAAAAAUGGCGCUGUGCUAUACUCCCAUGUGGAUAGAAUUGACAAUAAAGAUGAGAAUAGUUCAUCCAAUGACUCAGUUGAAGGAUUUAAAGAUGAUUUGAAUGACCCUGAUUAUUCUCCAGAACCCAAAAACAAAAGGUCUCCUACAAUGCUGAUGAAACCUGCCAUUGUGAAGACAAAACGUCAGCCAAAAAACCCCAAGCGCACCUCACCAAAAGCAUGUCUUCCACUGCAUACUACAGUUUCCCCUCCUUCUGCCACUUUGUGUACAGUCCCACGCACAGUCACAUCCCCCAUCAUGAUCAAUGGUUUGAACGCACUACCAAUUCAGCCCGGUGCCACACGAGGCAGAGCUGUUGCCAUCCGCUUGGACAACUCGAGGCCUGUAGGUCAGCCACAAGUGGUCACUCAGAAUCAGGCUGCAGCCACCAGUGCGCCUGUGUCCCAGGGUCCUGCUCCUGCCCCUCAGAUCCUGCUAGUCAAUCGGCAAGGUCAGAUUCUGAUUAAAGACCAGAGAACAAAUACUUACCAGUGUCUUAGUUCAAAUUCACCAGCUUACAGUAAAAUAAGCCAGAUCGCUAAAAUUCUCCACAGCGGUAACACCUUGCCUGGCUCAGUUCCUCGUGUCAUCAUAAAACCUCGUCUGAGCCCCUCGGUGUCAACGACCCCUUCUGCUGCUAACAACACGACACCAACUCAGAAAAAGAUCAUCUUUAAAGUGAUGCCAGUGAGAAGCAGCAUGACUCAAUCUCAGACAACCCCUGUCAGUGUGCUCAAGGCUCCUGCAGCAAGUUUAUCCACCGUUCAGGAGACCACCGCUCAGGCUAUUAUUAACAGAGCCAUGGCGUCACACCGCGAACAACCACAGCCAAAACCCAAACCAAACAUUCUCAAAAAAACUCAACGGCCAAACACCAGCCAUCAGAGAUCGUCCCAGUUUCUGGACUCGGAGGAGUCAGAUCAUUCACCAGCUGCACGUUCAGACUCUUCUGGCAGUUGUCUCAAUGAGCCAAAUUCAAACCAGCAACAAACUCCUGGCCCACCUCGGCACCAGGUGAGGGUGAAGAGAGUGUCAUCGGUGUCUGAAAGGCCCUCUAGAAAAAAAUCCAAGAUUGACUUCUUAAAGGAUCCCAACAGUGAGCUGGAGGACUUAAAUGAGUCCAGCAGACCCAGUGGUGUUAGAAUGAAAGCUCCAACAAUAAAAGAAGUUCUCGAUCUGAAUCAGGAUAUACCUGAAGAGACAAAGCCAUUGAGGAUCACAGCUCCUCCUCUUCCGCCACCCUCCAGGCAUCCUCAAGUUGAGAGCCCAACAUCACAAAUCAACAAUCUAAUGAGGAGUAACACGCACAUGUGGGUCAGUGCUCGCCAUGGAGACCUCUCUGAUUGGGGCCCAUAUUCAGGUUUUAGCUCAGAAGAAGAAAUACCAGCACCCAAACACAAAAAGAGGACAUACAUGAACCAGCCUCACCUGCGUUUUGAAAUCACAAGUGAUGACGGCUUCACUGUAAAGGCUAACAGCAUGGAGGGUGCUUGGCGUGCUGUGAUUAACGGCGUCCUGGAAGCUCGAGCAGACUUCCACAUGAAGCAGCUGCCUCUGGGUGUGAUGAGCGGGCCGAGGGUGCUUGGUAUUAUCCACGAUGCUGUUAUCUUCCUGCUAGAGCAACUGCAGGGCGCAGCAAACUGCAAACGCCAUCGCUUCCGUUUCCACCGCUGUGAUGACAUCGAGGAAGAGCUUCCCAUCAAUCCUAGUGGCUGUGCUCGCUCAGAAGUCUACACACGGAAAGCAACUUUUGAUAUGUUCAACUUCCUGGCAUCACAGCAUAGAGAGCUUCCUGAGAUAGUUGGUCCAUUUGAUGAAGAGGAGGAUGAAUUCCCACUGAAAUCUUCCAGGCGAGCCACUAGCAGUGAGCUUCCCAUGGCUAUGAGAUUCAGACACCUGGAAAAAAUCUCCAAAGAAGCAGUUGGAGUUUACAGAUCUGAAAUUCAUGGACGUGGUCUUUUCUGCAAAAGAAACAUCGAGGCUGGAGAGAUGGUUAUCGAGUACGCAGGCACCGUGAUUCGCGCUGUUUUGACUGAUAAGCGGGAGAAAUAUUAUGACAGCAAGGGCAUCGGCUGCUACAUGUUCCGUAUCGAUGACUUUGAUGUGGUGGACGCAACGAUGCAAGGCAACGCGGCUCGUUUCAUCAACCACUCGUGCGAGCCAAACUGCUACUCUCGUGUCAUCAAUGUGGACGGCCGCAAGCACAUAGUCAUCUUCGCUCUUAGGAAGAUCUACAGGGGCGAAGAACUGACCUACGACUACAAGUUCCCCAUCGAGGAUGAGAACAACAAGCUGCGCUGCAACUGCGGGAUGAGACGCUGCCGUCGCUUCCUCAAUUAGUACAACACACACAAACACACAGUGUAGAAGCAGUCCUAUUAUUGCACUGGAAUUCAGGAGGUGGACUACUAAGACCUUUGAUGCAUCUGAUUGUUGUGAAGUAGCCAUAGGAGUGAGGUUGUUAACGCACACAGACCCAAUCUAAUGAGUUUUCACUUUGUUAAAGCUUAAUUUAUUGACUAUUUGAGGUCAGUUUCUGUUUAUUUCUGUGAGUCUGAAGUGCAACACAGGAACCAGAUCAGAGCCAUAAGACAGAGCAUGAAGCAUUUAAUAUUUAUUUGAUUUCAGGCUGCUGGAUUACCAGUCUGUUAGGAAAUGCAGUUCAAACAAUACAACUGCUCUACCUUUUUGGAUCUGUGCACUGUUCUCCUAAUACUACACGCUCUCUCAGUUUUUGCAAUGUUAAAUUUGUGAGAAGCUUCUGCUGAAACUCGGUCUCAAUAAAAGCCAGGAGGUGGAUAAUAACCAGUUACAAACAGAGCAAACUACAAGAGAUACCACUUAAUAGAAUAUUUCUGUUUUUAUGCUGGUGACAAAGUGUUUUUGUAAACAAUGGUCACAGAGCAGGAUUAGGAAUGUGUAUUCAGCACCUUAAUCUGACACAACCUCCUCUGGGAGCAUUGGUGUCGCAGCAGACAUUUUACUUCAAAGCAAAAACUCAAACACAUUUAACUCAAGGCACCUUGUGUACAGUGUGGUGCAGCUGCAUUUUAACUUCUCUCUGGAAACAACUUGUGAGCAGGGAAUCUUAAUAUUUUGGCUAACCGUAGUUUAAAUGUAGUCACCCCCCCCCCCCCCCAGUUUAUUCUGUUGAAAUCUUUUUAACUUUCGUUUGUGACGGCAGAUUUGCUGUGAAGCUUUUAUCCUGUUUGUCUUAAUUUGUUUCUGUGUGCUUUUUGUGUAUUUUAAGAUCUAUGAGGGAGAGUUUCCAUGAUGCAGGGUUCAAACUCAGUAAAGUGAUCUUGCUUGGCACAGUCCCCUAUAAACCCUUUUGUAUUUUUGUAUAUUGGAAAAAUAAAUGUAUAUUCAACAAGUUAAUCUAAAUACGUGUUGACCUUUUAACUUUCUAUUUGUUAGUGAAGACUGACUAAUAGGACCGAAGCUAUUGAGUUACAGAUCUUUCUUUUUGCACCCUCUUCCUUCUGUUGUGUUUUUUUCUAUCACAGGUGUACUACCUCAAAACUGUUAUGAAGCAAAUUUAAUUUAAUUAUACAACAAAAUUGGUAAAACACUGCUUCCUUAUUUCCUCUCUGUUCAACCUUUGUAAUAAUAUUUUAUAAGAACCAAAUCAAACUGUUGAACACUGACUUGCUAUUAUGCCUGCGGUUAUUUAAUAAGGAAGGCUGGCCACUAUGUUUCUGUGCUUGUUUGUUCUGUUUGAAACCACAACUAGCGAAUGGAUGUAGAUACAGUCCUUGAGUUUAGCUUGAAGACUUAAUGCUGAGGAUGUUUGUUUUGUGUUUUUUUAGACAAUAACUGAAUUUCACUUGGAAAGAUUGGCUCACAUUGGUUCCUUGCCUGUAUAUAGUUGUAUAAAGAAUUUCUAAACCUGUUAAAUAUUUUUGUACCAACAUUUUUUUUUUA